This is a messenger RNA of Rhizoctonia solani, 1455 nucleotides long. RefSeq names its product glycosyltransferase family 4 protein. Gene Ontology annotation, cellular component: membrane. NCBI's taxonomy places the organism in Eukaryota, Fungi, Basidiomycota, Agaricomycetes, Cantharellales, Ceratobasidiaceae. The coding region runs from base 1 to 1455 and encodes 484 amino acids. The transcript has 4 exons. Gene Ontology annotation, molecular function: UDP-N-acetylglucosamine-dolichyl-phosphate N-acetylglucosaminephosphotransferase activity. The record is from RefSeq and is a predicted model, not a curated record. Gene Ontology annotation, biological process: protein N-linked glycosylation; dolichol-linked oligosaccharide biosynthetic process.
AUGUCUUCAUUUAACUUGAUCAAGUACGGGAUAGCACCCGUGUCACUGUAUCUCGUAUUGCGUCCUCUGCUACCCACAGCACAAGGACCGCUCCCUGCUUUGUCAGCGUCUCUAGGAUUUGCAGGACUGGCAUUAUCUGCUACGAGUACACUUAUUCCACUUACCGGCGAAGCAUUCAAGAAGGCUGGGUUCCAGGGAAAGGAUCUAUUGAAGAAGAAUGGGCCGAUAAUACCGGAAUGUGCUGGCCUCAUAUGCGCGUCGGUUUACUGUCUACUCCUAAUACUUUUCAUUCCAUACCCGUUUUCGGAUGUGUUUGCGAAAUGUAAACACGCAUCGCUCGAGGGCCUCGCAUGCGGCGACUUUCCGCACAAUCAAUUAUCUAUAUACCUUGCGGCAAUCCUCUGCCUACUCAUUGCCACGCUCCUCGGGUUCCUGGACGAUGUGUUCGACAUCCGAUGGAGACACAAAUUACCUAUUCCGCUCGUCGCUGCAAUCCCACUUCUGCUCGUGUACUAUGCAGAAAACGGACCGACGGACGUUGUAGUUCCCAUCCCUUUACGUCGCUGGCUUGGAACUGUAAUGGACCUCGGGCCACUGUAUUACCUCUACAUGGCUCUUCUCUCCACAUUUACCACGAAUAGCAUUAACAUACUCGCCGGAAUGAACGGCAUUGAAGCAGGCCAAGCGCUUGUAAUCGCUACCUCGGUCGCACUCAACGAUCUACUCUAUCUCCCGUGGUCCUUCCGCUUCAAAAUUGGUAGUCUGGAACUUGGAGGCGUAUACGGAGCUGGGUUGUCCCAUGGCAGUGAACUCCUCGUCGAGCGCCACUUGUUGAGUUUGUAUCUCAUGCUGCCGUUGAUUGGAGUAUGCGCUGGGCUGUUGCACUAUAACUGGUACCCGGCACGCGUCUUCCCAGGCGAUACGUUCUGUUACUUUACAGGCAUGGCAUUUGCGGUAGUCGGUAUCAACGGUCAUUUUAGCAAAACUCUACUCCUAUUCUUCGUUCCCCAAAUAUUCAAUUUCAUUCUCAGUUGUCCACAACUAUUCGGUUUGGUCCCGUGUCCGCGGCAUCGAUUACCCAAGAUCCACCCAGAGAAUUCAAAAUUACUUAUUCCCUCAGUCGCAGAAUUCGAGGAGGAAAAACCCACUCCAAAGCUCACAGAGCUUGUCCUCAACGUUCUAUCUUCCCUUGGACUCGUUCGUCUGACAUAUGGUCCAGUCCAAAAACAUCAAUCCAACGGAUCCAACGGUCACUUGAAUCCCAAGAAAACGCCCAAGCGAAUCACGAGUACAACAAACCUGACCCUCCCAAACGUUCUCCUGUGCACAUUUGGUCCCAUGUCAGAACCCAUGCUCGUCAAGCUCGUCAUGGCGCUUCAAAUCACUGGAACAGUUUUGGCGUUUUGUCUAAGAUACGGGUUGGCUGGCUUGCUGUAUGAUGGCGAUAGGCGAUAG